GGUCAGGUAUCUAUUUUUUCUAGGUCGUAAAAUACCGUAAAGCUUUCGCCGGAUAAUUAAAUUCUUCAGUUAAUCUUCAACAACACCUGAGAUUCAAAAAUGCCUCGUGGUGGCUCCGGAAGAUCUGGUGGGUAUCGUCCUCCUCGCUCUACAUCUGUACGAAGCCCUCCUCCUCAAACUGUUAAAAGUGCUCCUCCUCCAGCAACAGCUAAGCCUAAUGGUGGUGUUGGUAUCUUUGGCAGUCUUGGCUCAACCAUAGCUGAUGGUGUGGCUUGGGGUACUGGAAACGCAUUUGGACACAGGAUUGCUGAAUCUGUGUUCGGCCCACGAACCAUUAAGGUCGAAACCGUUGCUUCUCAGGCUGCUGCCCCUGCUUCCCCUGUUGCCAAUAGCAUGAGUGCUUGUGACAUCCAGUCUAAGGCUUUCCAAGAUUGCGUCAACAACUUUGGAAGCGACAUCAGUAAGUGCCAGUACUACAUGGACAUGCUGAGUGAAUGCAAGAAGAAUUCUGGUUCCAUGAUUUCUGCAUAAGUGUGUUUCCGCAUCAACUAGUCGAGAAGUCUGCGCUAAGAUCAGUUCUGGUGUCUUUAAUAUUUAGUAGUUGAAGUCUCUGAUGGUUUUCCUUUUCUUGUUGAAAGAUUUGGGAUCUGUUAUGUGUUUUUUUUUAACUGGUUGUAUGGGAUCGUUUAUGUUAAUGAUGAAAAAUGCAAUGGAAAACUAUAUUCUAAUUGCUGAAACCUACUUAUUGGAGUUUGUUUGUGUCAUUCAUUCUCCAGCUUUGUUUCAAGACUGUGUUUCUUAUCUUUA
This is a messenger RNA of Camelina sativa (false flax), 807 nucleotides long. RefSeq lists its product as uncharacterized. Gene Ontology annotation, biological process: mitochondrion organization. The record is from RefSeq and is a predicted model, not a curated record. Lineage: Eukaryota; Viridiplantae; Streptophyta; Magnoliopsida; Brassicales; Brassicaceae. Gene Ontology annotation, cellular component: nucleus; mitochondrion.